AUGCUGACUGCAAUAACGGUGGCAGUGGCUGCCGUUUUUGCACAAGAUUCACAAUCGGCCACUUCUACGUCAAGCUACGAUUCAUUACAGUGCCCGUGCCUACGAGCGUCAAACUCUGGAUCAUGCCUCCCAUAUGAUACCCGGUUUCAAGCGACAACUUUGGAAGAGGCGAUGUUGUCUUUUCCUGAUUUGUCAAUUGAUAGAAAUGAAACGGCACCGGAAGAACCAUUACAUAAUUAUGUCGCCACGGAACUUCACGUAACCACUAGGAUUACAACCGUCAGUUGUACAACACAGGAAUGCGAAAAAUGCCAAGAAGAUUUGCGUCUGAAGCUCGAACAGAUUGGUAUGAGGCAGCCAGUUGGAUUGAUGUCACCACCUACUGGUAGCGCAAAUAUGAUCAACGAUGCGACGGCAAAUAGCACUUUUUGUCCCAGAUAUCGAUUUACCAAGAAGGAGACUGGAAUUCGUGAUUAUGGAGAACCACCAAGCGAUAAGAAAGGCGAUGACACUAGUUCUGACAGUUCUGAAGAUAGCGCCGAAAAGAAGACAAAUAAGAAAAAGAAAGAUAAACACGAUCGAACGCGACGUGGAGCAAUUGGUACAUCAAGUACAAUGACCGGAAGUGGUACCAUGAUUGGGACUCGUUUCCCACUCUCGUGCACAACGAAGGGUCUAACAACCGAUACCUCGGGCUAUGUUUCGUUGUGCAGCUCAUGUUGGGUGUGGAGGAAAUUGCCGGAUAAUUAUAAUCCACAAUUCAUCAACGAGCUCGUGUGCGAUGAUUCGGAUUUGACAUGUCUAUCCGGGUACGCCACAUGCACGACGGGACAUCGUACGGUAGAAGUGGUGCGGAAUGAUUCGGGCAUUCAGACGACAGUGACGUUGACGGCCGGCACUUUUUGUGAAUGCAAAUGUUCGGUAAAUUCCGCUGUAGCAGGUCUGGUGACAGGUGGAGGUGUCUCUGGUACUCUCCCGGCUGUGGCGGCAGCUGCCACUACUACCGUA
Molecule: messenger RNA, 1008 nt
Organism: Mesorhabditis spiculigera
Lineage: Eukaryota; Metazoa; Nematoda; Chromadorea; Rhabditida; Rhabditidae
Source: the annotation of a GenBank genome assembly